Molecule: messenger RNA, 1702 nt
Organism: Oncorhynchus tshawytscha (Chinook salmon)
Lineage: Eukaryota; Metazoa; Chordata; Actinopteri; Salmoniformes; Salmonidae
Exons: 10
Coding region: 328-1440 (370 amino acids)
Biological process (GO): D-serine catabolic process
Molecular function (GO): D-serine ammonia-lyase activity
Source: RefSeq, a predicted model, not a curated record
AAUAUAGAACCUUGUAGGCAGUAAGACAACCUGACCAAGGCUCUGUUAUAGAGACAUGAAUGUGAAGGAAAAAGUCGCGGGGCUGCCGUUUGGCUGAAAAACGAACUACAGAUUGCACCAUCGUCAGAAUGAGCGGAUGUGUCAAAGAGGACGCGCUCUCCCUCAGCUAUGUUUGGUCACGCAGGGACACCAUAGGAUGGACCUUGACCACAGCUGAUUAGGUGCUGACUAGUUCGAGUUAGUUAGUUUACAUCUGGAAUAAAGGUUUGUAUCUGUGCAAUUCAUCUCAGCCGCGCUGGACAAGAGACUGAUACAUCACUUUUUGUGAUGGAGGGGGACCAUAUAACCACCCUGUCUACUCCUGUAAUGGUUGUGGAUGUUGAUGUAGUGAAGAGGAAUGCUGAGAAAAUGAGAGAACACUGGACCAAGCUGGGAGUCACACUUCGACCCCACAUGAAGACACACAAGACCCUUGAGUGUGGUGAUAUAAUGACAGGUGGGUCUAGGAGUUGUAUCGUCGUGUCAACACUGGCAGAAGCCGGUUUCUAUGCCGACCACGGAUAUGACGACAUCCUGUAUGCCUACUCUGUGCCCUUUGACAAGGUUGAGCGCUGUGCGGUGCUGGCAGAGCGUCUGUCUCUGUUCCAGGUGUUGUUGGACCACAGAGAUGCUCUGGAGCAGCUGAGGAAGAGACCACUGACAGACGGGCGGGUGUGGCACAUCUGGCUCAAACUGGACUGUGACAACGGAAGAGCGGGUGUUCUGCACUCGGAGCCAGAGGCACUGAGAUUGGCCCAGGACAUCUCUGAGUCAGAGGGGGUGGAGCUGAUGGGGGUGUACGCCCACUGUGGGAACACCUAUGGCUGCAGAGGGGCGGAGCAAAUACGUGCUGUUGCCCGUGAAACAACCACCCUCGUACUGCAGUUCAUGGAGAAACUGAAGGCUGUGGGAAUCAGCUGUAAAUCCAGUAUAGGCUCCACCCCCUCCUGCAGCCAGCCAAUCAGUGACAUGGCCAAGCUCAGCGAGGUGCAUCCUGGGAACUACGUCUUCUUCGACGUGCAGCAGUCUGUGAUUGGUUCGUGCGGUCUGGAGGACGUGGCUGUCAGGGUUCUGAGCAGGGUUAUAGGUCACUCUCCUCACAGAAACCAGCUGCUCCUCGACUGUGGCUGGUCUGCUCUCAGUCUCGAUGGAGCUGGGAAACUGCCCACUGGAUACGCUGUUAUAGAGGGACAUCCUGACCUCAGGUUGUUGUCUAUGACCCAGGAGCAUGGCAGAGUGGAGCCUCUCUCAGGACAACUGGACUACAGCAGAUACCCCCUGGGAACACUGCUGACUAUUAUACCUUACCAUGCUUGUGCAACAGCCAUGAUGCAUUCUGUGUACUACGUCCACUCUGGAGGUCGGCUGGUGGGAAAGUGGACACCCACACGCGGCUGGUGAUCAAAGGAGCAUUAUGGGAAAUGUAGUACUGUGUGGGUGUGUAGUCCUGGAGGGAAUCAGCCUGAGCAAAGAGCUGGACAGAAUCACUAAUCACCUUGAAGCUCAAAUGACUUAUGUGAUGUUGGGAAAUGUCCUUCCUAUCUUUCCUGAUGUCAUCGUUUCUAUUGUUGUCCGUCCUGCAUUGGGGCGGUAUUAUACAGCUGUCACUGACACUAAACCAUGUUUUACACUAAUAAAUUAUAAAUUAACCACUUUCCUUAAA